Molecule: messenger RNA, 306 nt
Organism: Chenopodium quinoa (quinoa)
Lineage: Eukaryota; Viridiplantae; Streptophyta; Magnoliopsida; Caryophyllales; Amaranthaceae
Product: protein FAR-RED IMPAIRED RESPONSE 1-like
Exons: 2
Coding region: 1-306 (101 amino acids)
Biological process (GO): regulation of DNA-templated transcription
Source: RefSeq, a predicted model, not a curated record
AUGGGGGGUAAAGCUCCUAUCUCAAUCCUAACGGAUCAAGAUCCGACGAUUAGGAAAGCUGUAAACUUGACUAUGCCUGAGAGUUGCCAUGGGUGGUGGAUAUGGCACAUACUUCAGAAGUUUAGGAGGUAUGUGGGUAAGCAUGAGGACUAUGAAGCUGUAAAGGACAAGUUUGAAAAUAUCAUUUAUGGUAGUUUAGAUGCUGAUGAAUUUAUAAGGGCCGAUUCAGAAAGAAUUGUGGACUCCAACACACUACGGUGCAUGAGGCAUUUAGCUACCGAUUUCCCAGCAGAGGAAGUGUUCUAG